This is a messenger RNA of Vigna radiata var. radiata (mung bean), 1248 nucleotides long. RefSeq names its product transcription factor MYB98-like. The transcript has 4 exons. Gene Ontology annotation, molecular function: DNA-binding transcription factor activity, RNA polymerase II-specific; RNA polymerase II cis-regulatory region sequence-specific DNA binding. Gene Ontology annotation, biological process: regulation of DNA-templated transcription. The record is from RefSeq and is a predicted model, not a curated record. Bases 1 to 1248 code for a protein of 415 amino acids. Lineage: Eukaryota; Viridiplantae; Streptophyta; Magnoliopsida; Fabales; Fabaceae. Gene Ontology annotation, cellular component: nucleus.
AUGGAUAUUGAGACACUGCUCAAAGAAACCUUUCUCCCACAGCCCUUACAAGAAAGCUGUAUGAAAGAUAUGAUUCCUUUGGGAAAUCCUUCAUUGCAAGAAUGCUUGCAAGAUUUUCACCAAAUUGAUCAGUUUCACUUCAAUGUGCCCUCAUCCAAUAAUUCAAUAAUCCAGACCCCAACUUUUGAUGCUUUUGACAAUUUCACCUUUACAGGUUCAUCACCUGCUUUAGAUUACGAGAGCAAGCCUUUUACUGAUAAUUUCCUUUAUGGAAAUUAUAACUUGAUUCUCCCUCAAAGGAAUGUUGAACUAGAUAUGAUGGUUACAGAUCAAAGCUUUUUGCCUUUUACUCCUCAAGAAAUCAAACCCUCCAAUGUUGUUUUGCCAGAUCAAGUUUCGAUGAAUUAUUACAAAACAAUUGGCGUUAACAAAAAUAAUAAAUCCUAUCCAACCACUCCAAGAACGUACAAAGUUCGCAAGAAGUCCAACACAGUAAAGGGGCAUUGGACAAUAGAAGAAGAUGGAUUAUUGAUUCAACUGGUGGAACAAUACGGAUUGAGGAAGUGGUCUCAUAUUGCUAAGCUACUGCCUGGAAGAAUUGGAAAACAGUGCAGAGAGAGAUGGCAUAACCAUCUAAGGCCUGAUAUUAAGAAGGACACAUGGAAUAGUGAAGAGGAUAAAAUACUGAUAGAAGCUCAUGCUGAGGUAGGAAACAAAUGGGCAGAGAUUGCGAAAAGGUUGCCUGGAAGAACUGAGAACUCAAUCAAAAACCACUGGAAUGCAACCAAGAGAAGGCAAUAUUCCAAAAGAAAGUGCAGAUCCAAGUACCCCAGAGGCACUCUUCUGCAAGAGUAUAUCAAGAGCUUGAACUUAGACAAGAACCCUCCAAUAGAUUAUAGGAGAAAAUCUGCUGUGAACAAUGCUAUCAAAACCAGCACAAGCAAAUCCACUGCACCUGCUUUGCCCCAGACUGCUUCUCAAUUUUCUGCCAUUGAAAGCAUGGCACCAGAUGCUGUGCCUUGUGUUCCUUUCAGGGAUAACAAUGAAGGAAAAUUUCAAUGUGAUCCUAUGAUGGAGGGAAUGCAGCAUUGCGAAUAUGGAGGAAUAGAGUGUUUUGCAGCUGUUAAUGGAGAUGAGAAUCAUGCUGAGACUGAUAUGCAACCAGAGAUGCUGGAAGUUGAAGUUAAGAAGGAGCUGGAUUUGGUUGAGAUGAUCUCUCAGAUUAAUAGUGAAACUUUUCAUGUUUAA